GUGAGAGGUUCUACAGUUAACGUUCAGUGCGUUUACCGUUCUUAGCUUGAAUCGAUUUAUAGUCUACGCGAUAUUAACAAGUGUCACGCGCCGGUUAUUUCUAAUACAGUACAAUAUAGUAGCUUGAUACUAUUUCCUGAAUAAAGUAUGUCAUACAACGUAUCGAUAACAAUAGAAUGCGCGGAACCGUUCCUCGGGCCGACUCUUGGACAAAGUUGUCCAGGAUCGCAAUUUUUGAUGUUCAUGUCACUCGUGGACACAUACGUACGAGCUAAAGAAGAUAUUUCCUUCCUUUGUGAAAGGGUCAAAUCGAUUGAUCCACCGGAAUAUUCCUACGAUUUUAUAGUCGUUGGAGGUGGAUCGGCAGGUGCCGUAGUUGCUUCUAGAUUGAGCGACAUACCCGAGUGGAAAGUUUUACUUCUCGAAGCAGGUCCUGACGAGCCACCAGGUGCUAACGUUCCGAGUAUGGUAGCGAUGUUUCUCGGUACCGAUAUUGAUUGGAAAUAUCAAACUACUAAUGAGAGGUAUGCUUGUUUAUCGAGUGGUGGAUCUUGCAAUUGGCCUCGUGGUAAAAAUCUAGGUGGAAAUUCUGCGCAUAACGGCAUGAUGUAUAUUCGUGGACACGCAAAGGAUUAUGAUAACUGGGCUGCCAUGGGAAAUGUUGGUUGGACUUGGCAAGAGGUAUUGCCAUACUUUAUGUGUUCGGAGAAUAAUACAGAAAUCAAUCGAGUCGGCAGCGAAUACCAUUCCGCCGAUGGCCUUUGGACGAUUGAGAGAUUCCCCUGGCAACCCGAAAUUACUCGCGAUAUUUUGAGUGCGGCUGCAGAGAGAGGAUAUCCGAUUACGGAGGAUAACAACGGCGCUCAAUCAACGGGAUUCACUGUAGCUCAGAUGGCCAGCAAAGAUGGAGUUAGAGUAAGCAGCUCCGAUGCUUUUCUACGUCCUAUGCGCAAUCGACGUAAUCUUCAUAUAGCUCUUAACGCUACUGUCACCAAGGUCAUCGUUGAAAAUCUCAAGGCUGUCGGAGUCCAAUAUUAUCAAAAUGGUAAAUUUCACAUAGCACGAGCUUCACGUGAGAUCAUUAUCUCUGGCGGAGCCGUAAAUUCUCCUCAAUUGCUAUUGUUAUCGGGAAUCGGUCCGAAAGAACAUUUACAAGCCGUCAAUGUUUCCGUCGUUAAAAAUUUACCAGGAGUUGGACACAAUUUACAAAAUCAUGUGUCGUAUACCCUCUCUUGGACUAUUAAUCAACCAAAUUUAUUUGAUUUGAAUUGGGAAUCUCUCCUGGAAUAUAUCGCUUUUCAUAAAGGACCUAUGUCCUCGACUGGCAUGUCCCAACUUACAGGAAUUAUACCGUCUAGCUAUACCACACCAGAUCAUCCUGAUAUUCAAUUUUAUUUCGGUGGAUAUCAAGCGGCUUGCGCAAUUACUGGCGAGGUAGGAGCAGUUAUGGAUAAUCAAGGUCGUAGUAUUAGCAUUUCUCCAACGAAUGUUCAACCACGUAGUAGAGGAAUCCUUCAAUUAGCUAGUAAUAAUCCAUUUGAAAAGCCGCUUAUUUGGGGAAACUAUUUGAGCGAUCCAAUCGAUGCUGCUAUUUUGCUUGAAGGGAUACAAAUCGCAUUAUCUUUUGCUAAUACAUCUGCGAUGGCAAAAUAUAACAUGAGUCUCAGUAAUAUGCCAUUACCCGCGUGCUCUCAAUACAAAUUUCUCAGUAAUGAGUAUUGGAAUUGUGCGAUUCAUCAGAAUACAGGUCCUGAAAAUCAUCAAGCAGGAUCUUGCAAGAUGGGACCAUCUAGCGAUCCAAUGGCUGUAGUAGAUCCUCAGCUUAGAGUUCAUGGUAUUAAAAAUCUAAGAGUUGCAGAUACGUCUAUAAUGCCUCAGGUCACGUCCGGUAACACUGGUGCUCCAGCAAUUAUGAUCGGCGAGAGAGCGGCAGCGUUCAUCAAGUCCGACUGGGGUGCUGGUGCGACACAAUGUUCUCGUUCGACGAUCGACAGUUCGCUGGAAUUCUUGCUAUGGGGGAUCAAAUACAUCGACUGGGACCAGGCUAUCUGGUAGUAGUAAUCCCGCAUUCCCGGCUCGACUUCUAGUCCAUGAAACAUCGACUUCCUCAAAGCUAUGCGACGUCGAUGCGCCAAUACAAGGCGACGAAAAAGACGAAACGGAUCCAGCGGGAUGCCCGCAGCGAACUGCCGUGAAACCUUCUUCCUUUCUUUCUUUCUUCUAACUUCGUAGAUACUUUAAUAUAUAUCCCGAUCAAUCGGUCCGAAUAGAACUCUUUCACGAUAGAACAAGAGGAUAUGGAUAAUGUCUGUUAUCAUUGAGUCUUUCGACUAAAUUCCUUUCUGUUUCGUUUUAUCGAGAUACAGAAAAUACAACAAAGAGCUAGAAAAUCCAUUCUUUGUCGUUUUACGACUACCUCCGAGACGGACCUUCUACCAUUCUAUCUUAAUUAAUGAUUCGUUCAAGAACAGCCGGUCCCAUUUGUUUGCCAAUUAAUAUUCUCCAAGGACCUAUAAAAAAAAAAAAAAAAACAAAAAAAAAACAACAAAGAUACGUGUCUGCUAUAUUUUUUAUUUGCACAGACUCUUAUCUUUUAUUUUUCUCCUAUAUAAUUCUAUUCGCUAAAUUGUCCCUUGAUUACGAUAUAUUUGUAUUAAACAAUUAAUAUCCUUUAUGAAUGAAAUUGAAUUUACAUAUCCAUAUCGAUCUAGUGAAAGUUUGAUAUUUUUGGUAAUUGCCAUUAUUUGAACCAAAGAUUUCGGGAACUAGGAAAAAUAAGACAAGAUAAAUGAUUUUUAUUGAAGUUGAAAUAAAAACAAAAAUCAGAUUAAAGAGAAAUAUUAAUGUUAGGCCUCUUAAGCGUUAAAAAAAAAAACUG
Molecule: messenger RNA, 2878 nt
Organism: Vespa crabro (European hornet)
Lineage: Eukaryota; Metazoa; Arthropoda; Insecta; Hymenoptera; Vespidae
Product: glucose dehydrogenase [FAD, quinone]-like
Exons: 9
Coding region: 148-2055 (635 amino acids)
Molecular function (GO): flavin adenine dinucleotide binding; oxidoreductase activity, acting on CH-OH group of donors
Source: RefSeq, a predicted model, not a curated record